Molecule: messenger RNA, 1437 nt
Organism: Aphis gossypii (cotton aphid)
Lineage: Eukaryota; Metazoa; Arthropoda; Insecta; Hemiptera; Aphididae
Exons: 4
Coding region: 382-1437 (351 amino acids)
Biological process (GO): DNA replication
Molecular function (GO): nucleotide binding; DNA binding; DNA-directed DNA polymerase activity
Source: RefSeq, a predicted model, not a curated record
AAAAUAGAAAAAUUACUGAAAACAAACACCCCUAUCAUUUUCACCGAUGACCAACGAAAAACACACGAGUCAUGUUGUAUAUGUAAUCUAUGUAAGACCGAGUUUUCUAAAGAAAAUCAUAAAGUGGCAGAUCACUGCCAUUUAUCGGGAAAAUUUAGGCAAACAUUAUGCAAUACAUGUAACCUUAAGCUCCAAACACCUAAUUUUAUACCGGUUUUUUUUCAUAAUUUAUCAAAUUAUGAUGCACAUUUUAUUGUGACACGUCUUGGCUAUGAUUCAAACACUAUUAAUGUUAUUCCGAACAGUGAAGAAAAGUAUGUCUCAUUCUCAAAAUAUGUAAACAACAAGUUUUCAAUAAGAUUCAUUGACACAUGCAGAUUUAUGGCGUCAAGCUUAUCGACCCUGUCCUCAAAUUUAAUAACACCUGGAUACGAAAAGUUCAGAGAAAUUGCCAAAGUGUUUAAACCCGAAGAUAUGCCGCUUGUUACCCGUAAAGGAGUAUACCCGUACGAAUAUACAGACAAUUGGAGCAAACUAGAAGAGACAAGUUUACCACAGAAAGAAGAAUUUUAUAGCACAUUAACAGAGUCAAAUAUUGAAAACGCAGAUUACGAACACGCAAAAACAGUAUGGGACCACUUCAAUUGUCGAUCACUCGGUGAAUAUUCAGAUCUGUAUCUCAAAAUUGAUGUCUUAUUAUUGGCUGAUGUUUUUGAAAAUUUCCGUGAUCUGUGUUUGAGCACAUAUCACCUCGACCCGGCAUUCUACUACACAGCACCAGGUUUCAGCUUUGACUGUAUGUUGAAAUACACGUCUAUGAAACUUGAAUUACUCUCUGAUUAUGAUAUGCUGUUGAUGAUUGAAAAAGGAAUUCGUGGUGGUCUAACUCAAGCAAGCAUGCGUUACGCUAAAGCAAACAACGAAAAUACCCCAGAUUACGAACCGUCAAAUCCUAAAUCAUGGCUGAUAUACCAAGACUGUAAUAACUUAUAUGGCUGGGCUAUGUCUCAAUACAUGCCAUAUGGAGGUUUUAAGUGGGUCAAACCAUCACUAGACGGUCUAAAUGAUUUAAACGAAACAUCUCCCAUCGGCCGAAUAUAUGAAGUUGAUUUGGUUUAUCCGGCAGAACUUCAUGGUCAUCACAAUGAUUUACCCUUUCUGCCUCAAAACAGUAUUCCACCAGGUUCUAAAGUGAAAAAACUUAUGACGACACUAGAAUCAAAGAAAAAUUAUGUUAUACACUAUCGAAACUUGCAGCAAGCUAUAGCCAACGGUCUCAUAGUUGAAAAAGUGCAUAGAGUAGUACAGUUUAAUCAGUCUGCUUGGCUAGCUGAAUAUAUCAGUCUUAAUACAGAGUUGCGGAAGAAGGCAGUAAACGACUUUGAAAAGGACUUUUUUAAGCUGAUGAAUAAUGCUGUUUUUGGUAUGUUAUUAUAA